[Torrubiella] hemipterigena is the source of this 2182-nucleotide messenger RNA. The record is from the annotation of a GenBank genome assembly. Lineage: Eukaryota; Fungi; Ascomycota; Sordariomycetes; Hypocreales; Clavicipitaceae.
GCACAAUUUUUGUGUGUGUGCGUCUUUUUUACUGCUUGGCCGGCUAAUUGGAACCCUUCCCCAAUCUCCAUUAUUCUAAGGACCCAGUACCCCGUCGCCGCCAGGGGCCUUUGCCGUAAAUGGCUCACAGUUGGUUUUGGUGGUAUGCUCUCCUUAUCAGAUCCUGUGCCUCAAGUUUCCGGCUGGACAUUAGGCCACGCCAAGCUGGUUUAGGUGGAUGCUGGUGGAUUGCGGCUCUCUCUAGAGCGAAAAACUCCGGAUGGCCACAAAAAAUCUGCACUUCUUGGUAAUGUUAGUCACACGCUAGGCAAGUGCGUGUAGAUCUGUCGUACGGUGCUCUGUAAGUACCCAGAUGGUGGACAAUGGCAUGGAGAAGCCCAGUUUUUGCUGCUUAACGGCGAGAUCAGAUAACUGUAUGCUUCGGAGUGCCGAACUAUCUCCACCGUUUGUCUCCCCAACGGUCCAACACAAAGAGGGGGUUGUUGCCGCCCUAGCCAAGCCCGCCAAAUAGCAUGUUACGUGUGUUCGCUUCCCCGCGGCUAUCCACAUGUCACUCUUGCGUCGUCCCAACGCCGCUGCAGCCUUUUGGCACUUAACAUUCUCUCCUCCUACAAGACUGCGUUUUGCUGCUCACUUCUCUUCCUCACCUCACCACCUCCCAUCCACGUCGGGUUUUCCUUUCAAGAUGCCUGCUGCUCGCUCGCCUAUCCGCGUCUUCAUUGCGGGUGGAAGUUAUGCCGGUCUGUCCGCUGCUGGCAACCUUCUCGACCUCUGUGAGGGCCGUAACCCGCGCAUGUUUGGCGAGGAAGAAUACGCUCAUCACAAGGACCACAAGAAUAUUUCUGUUGAAAUCACCAUUGCUGACGAGCGUGAUGGCUACUACCACCUGAUCGGUUCUCCUCUUGCGUUGGCCGACAAAGACUUCGCCAAAAAGGCUUGGGUCAAGUUUACCGAUAUCCCUGCAUUUGACCACCCGUCUGUCAACUUUGUUAUUGGUUCUGUCACUGCUGUCGACCCUGCCGCUAAGACGGCUACCACUAUCGAUACGGUUACCAAAGAGGCUACCGUCCACGCCUACGACUACUUCUUCUGCGGCACCGGUCUGCGCCGCGUGUGGCCCACAGUUCCCCAGUCUCUUACCAAGAAGCAGUUCCUGAUCGAGGCCGAAGAACAAAUCCACACUGUAACAAAUGCCAGACACGGCGUGGUCGUUGUUGGUGGUGGUGCUGUCGGUAUCGAGAUGGCUGCCGAACUAAAGCUUGUUUGCCCCAAUGUCAAUGUCACACUCGCUCAUUCACGCGACAAGCUUUUGUCGUCUGAGGGCUUGUCUGAUGAAUGCAAGGACCGGUCUCUUGAGCUGCUGCGUGAAGCUGGUGUCGAUGUGCUUCUCAACCACCGCCUUCUCAAGUCCAACAAGGUCGAGACCCUUGAUGGUUCUAUCAAAUAUGACGUCGAAUUCGAAAAUGGUCACCGCCUGUCUGCGUCAGAGGUCAUUAUGGCCGUCUCGCGCCCUACACCAACUACAUCGUACCUCCCUGAGUCGGUCCUUACUUCGGAGGGCCUCGUUAAGAUUAACGCCAACCUUUCUAUUGCUGGCGAACUUCCCAACGCAUCAUAUCACUUUUGCGCCGGUGACGCGGCCGAUUGGCCGGGCAUCAAGCGGUGCGGUGGCGCCAUGCACGGCGGCCACUAUGCUGCCCAGAACAUCCACCAAAAUAUUCUGAACGAGCUUACCGGCCAAGAAGUAAAGCACCAAGUGCUGGAGGUAUGGCCUCCCUGCAUUGGUCUGGCCAUCGGAAAGAAGGCCGUGGCCAGCGGCGCUGACGGCACCACCUACGGUGAAGAUGUGAUGCAGUCCUACUUUAGAGACGAUCUCGGCUGGACAAUUUGCUGGGACUAUAUGGAGCUGGGCAAAAAAACCACAUCCGUGUAAAGUUAUGACUCGUGCAUUUCGGCGUUUUUAGCAUGUAGAUAUCGGCCAUAUGGCAUCAGCGACGUUUCCAUUGUAAUCCAACAGAAAUAGUUGGCAAUCAGAAAAUUCUUAUCCAAUCAUCGCUCAAAAACAUCCUGCAUAAUUUUGGUACUUGUGCUCGGCAGCCGGAUGCACUACCCGACAAUAGCGCACGGCCACCGAGAGCCGCUGCGGAACGAGGAUGGAAAUCAAGGCACAACACGGCAGUCG